Triticum aestivum (bread wheat) is the source of this 1398-nucleotide messenger RNA. RefSeq names its product protein FRA10AC1. Gene Ontology annotation, molecular function: phosphatase activity. The coding region runs from base 380 to 1027 and encodes 215 amino acids. The record is from RefSeq and is a predicted model, not a curated record. NCBI's taxonomy places the organism in Eukaryota, Viridiplantae, Streptophyta, Magnoliopsida, Poales, Poaceae. Gene Ontology annotation, biological process: dephosphorylation. The transcript has 11 exons.
CUCUACCAGACAUCGUGGUUCCCUUCGGCCACCUCAAGGCUCCAGCCACCAGCCGCCCGGCCCUACUCGGACGCCGCCGCCGCCGCCGGCGCACCAGGCGCUCGCUUACCAUCCUCCCCCAAACCCCGGCGCGGCAUCCUGUGGGUAGGCUGGUGCUCGUGCGCCGGCAGCGGCUGCUGAGGGGCUCAGACGAGGCGAGGCGGAGCGGGCGAGAGAGCGCGAUGGCAUCGCUGGGGCGGCUCAAGUCCGCCAUCUUCGACAGGGAGGAGAGGAGGAUGCUGAAUUGUUGCUUCACGACUCUGGAUGUGGGAUUCAUGGAUGCAGGCAGUACCAGUCGCACAUCCGGGGGCUCAACGCGUACGAUCGCCACAAGAAGUUCAUGAAGGAUUAUGUUCAGUUUUAUGGCCAUGAGAAAAAUGUGGAUAACAGUCUGCCCAUCAAAACUGAUAAGGAUACAUUGAGAGAAGGAUACAGGUUCAUUCUUUCCGAGGAAGAUGACAUGGAUUCAACUUGGGAGAAGAGGCUGGUCAAACGUUACUAUGACAAGCUUUUUAAAGAGUAUUGCAUUGCUGACAUGACCCAGUAUAAAAAAGGCAAGAUUGGAUUGAGAUGGAGAACAGAAAAAGAAGUGAUAUCUGGCAAAGGGCAAUUUAUCUGUGGCAAUAGGCAUUGUGAUGAAAAACAUGGGCUAGGUAGUUAUGAGGUGAAUUUUUCUUAUGUUGAAGCAGGGGAGCAGAAACAAGCACUAGUGAAGCUGGUAGCUUGCAAGGGAUGUGCAGAAAAGCUUGCUUAUAAGAGGCUGAAGGAGAAAGAGAAAGAGAAGCAGGAAGAUCCCUACGGUGAAAAGGAAAUUGAGUUGAAAGACAGGGACAAGAGAAAGAGAGAACAUGAAGAAAGUGAUGAUACCUCUGAGGAUGAGGCCAAGAAAGAUAGAAGAAAGAAAAAAGAUCGGAAGGGAGCUUCUUCAAGGAGUUCAGGAAACAAUGAUGAAGGUUUCGAAGAGUUCCUCGAAGGCAUGUUCCCAUGAUCUGGUUAUCUUUGUGGCUACAAAAAGUUGUUCCAUGCUCUUUCAGGGUAAAAACAGGCACGGAUCUUGUAACAAUGCCAUUAUUAGUGGAGUAGCAAAUCGUUGCAAAUCCGACCCUUGAUGUGCUUUGACUACAAGUCAAUGUAGGUGCGCUAUCUGUAAUUAUGUGUGCCCGUGUUGUUUGAUUUUCACAUGGCUUUUGUGGCUGUGGCUGUGAGAGAUGCCCGUUACUCUGUUAGUCAAAGAAAAGAUGAAUGUAACUACUCGUGGGUCUACGUCUACUUUAGUGUUACACUGAAGGAGUGAAGGACAAUUUCAGCAACAUUGACUUGUGUAUCUAUGUCAGUGUUCUGGCUGGAGAGGUUGGGUGA